AUGUUUCUGAUUGCGCAACUGGAAACCCAGCUGAAAUACAAGAGACAGAUUGAGGAGAUGGCACAAACUGUGAAAGAGCUUAAAAUGGAGAACAACAAACUUAAAGGCACUAAUCAAGGUUUAAAUGUUGACGAUCUUAGAAUUGUGCUGCUGGGGAUCACCGGAGGAGGGAAGAGUGCCACUGGAAACACAAUCCUGGCGAGCGAUGUUUUUAGGGAAGGCUUUUCCUUUGAAUCUGUUACCACUGAGUGCCAGAAAGAGUCUGCUUUAAUACACGGCAGACUUAUAACAGUGGUUGACACUCCAGGUUUGUUUGAUACAAUAGGCGAUCCAGAAGAGACCAGGAAAGAGGUAAUUAAAUGCAUCAACAUGGCAGCACCCGGUCCACAUGUGUUCCUUCUGGUAAUAGCACUAGGCCGUUUCACAGAUGAAGAGAGAGAUGCUGUGAAGUUGAUCCAGGACAUGUUUGGUGAUGAAUCUGGAAUGUACACACUUGUGUUAUUCACAAGAGGAGAUGUACUUCAGGGAAAGCCAAUUGAUGGGCACCUUCAAACAGCAAGAAACGAUGUGAAGAAACUUCUUCGUAAAUGUGGAAGCAGAUAUCAUGUCAUUGAUAACACUGCUAAAAACAAUAAAGAUCAGGUCAUCCGGCUCUUGAGUAAAAUAGACAGCAUGGUGAGAGUGAAUGGAGGCAGGUGCUACACUAAUGAGAUAUUCCAGAAAGCAGAAGAUGCCAUCAAACAGCAGCAGGAGAGAAUACUGAAGGAUAGAGAAGAAGAGAUAGAGAAGGAGAAGGAGGAGUUGGAAGCAAAACAUGAGGCAGAAAUGGAGAAACUGAAGAGGGAGAUGGAGGAGGAGAAAAGGAGACAACAAAAUGAGAGGAUGAGAAGGGAGCAGGAAUUUAAGAGUAAGGAGCAGGACCUGAAAUUAAAGAUGAAAGAUAUGCAAAAGAAAGAAAAAGUUGAUCGUUUGAAAAUGCAGGAAGAACUCAAAACGCAAAAAUGGCAAGAUUAUGCUAAGCUACAGGAAGAGGAAAGGGAAAGUAGACAGAGAGAAGCAAGACAGAGGGCAGACAUGGAGGAACAACAGAGGCUACAGAGACAGCGGUUUGAAGAAGAGAAAAUAAAGAUAGACAAAGAUAAUGAAGAGAGGGAGAAAAGACACAUCAGAUACCUGAUGGAAGUACAUCGUGACGAAAUGGAAGAUUUGAAGACAUCGACCAAAGAGAAAGCCAGGAUGCAAGCAGAGAAGGAGUUUAAUGAAGAACUGGAUAGAAAAGUGAGAGAGGCUAAAACCCAGGGUCUCGAUGAAGGGUACAAGCAAGGACAUGACAGAGGGAGGGAGGUAGGGGAGAAAGACGGGCAUGAGAAAGGAAUAAGGGAGGGUUUACAAGAAGGACACAAGAAGGGAUAUGAAAGCGGCCAUAAGGAAGGAAAACAAAGAGGAAAGGAGGAAGUUGAGGCCACACGAACCAAUCCAGGAAGAGGUGUAGAUGUAGCUGUCAGGUCUUGGUCUAAAGUUUUUAAGAAGUGAAUCUUUACAAGUCUAAAUUUAAAUUAACUUAAGAAGAGGACUUUUCGCAGAUAUAUCUAUUUUAAUACCCAAAAUGAUUUAGAACUAUCAUC
Molecule: messenger RNA, 1625 nt
Organism: Sardina pilchardus (European sardine)
Lineage: Eukaryota; Metazoa; Chordata; Actinopteri; Clupeiformes; Clupeidae
Product: GTPase IMAP family member 4-like
Exons: 2
Coding region: 1-1533 (510 amino acids)
Molecular function (GO): GTP binding
Source: RefSeq, a predicted model, not a curated record